AUGGAGGAGGCGAUGGGAGUGGCAGGGUACGGAUGGGCUGCGCCGGAGGAUGAGGAGCAGCGGGCCCUGAGCCGGCUGUACGGCCAGCGAGGAGGCAGUGAGGAGCGGGCACGUCCCCGUGACGAUCCCUAUGCUGAGGCCUCCCUCGUUUUGGGGGUGCCGCCAACCCUUCCUACCUUUUCCGAGGAUCGGAGGGGAACCAGGAGGUUGGUAAUGAAAAGGAAGGUGCUGAGGCGCAGACCCGACGGAGGAGUAGAGGUCUCCGACGAGUCGGUGACCAGCGAGCCAGAUAGUGACGCCGAGGUUUGGAACUUGAGGCAAAAAAUGCUUCAGCCAAGGACCGGUCCGGAAGACAGCAUCUCUGAGGGGGAAAUCGAGACAAGCAGCAGCUCCCUUGAGGAAUCCCCGUACCGCUGGCCCCAUGGGGACAGUCCCCCCUUUCUCGUCGGGGAUUUUGGGAGCUGGAGCUCUCCCGCUUCUCAGUCCACCACCACGGCGGGACAACCCAAGUCCUUUAUCCCUCCACGGUUUGAGCUGUUGGGUCGUAACCAGGGGAAAACCGACCGAGUGGCCAAAUAUUUUGAAUAUAAACGAGAAUGGGAGAAAUUUCGAAUCCCGGGAGAGGAUCAGCGACAAGAACUGCGCUGGGGCAUCCGGGAGCAGAUGCUCUGCAAGCCUGAGCUCCCCAACAAGCCGCAGCACCUCUACGUCCCCAACACUUAUGCUGUGCCGACCGAAAAAAAGAGAGCUGCCCUGCGCUGGGAGGUGCGCUGGGACCUGGCCAAGGGCCUCAUCCCCAGAAAAAACACCUCCUCCUAG
Molecule: messenger RNA, 819 nt
Organism: Pelecanus crispus (Dalmatian pelican)
Lineage: Eukaryota; Metazoa; Chordata; Aves; Pelecaniformes; Pelecanidae
Source: RefSeq, a predicted model, not a curated record